Plasmodium inui San Antonio 1 is the source of this 1224-nucleotide messenger RNA. RefSeq lists its product as hypothetical. Lineage: Eukaryota; Apicomplexa; Aconoidasida; Haemosporida; Plasmodiidae. The coding region runs from base 1 to 1224 and encodes 407 amino acids. The record is from RefSeq and is a predicted model, not a curated record. The transcript has a single exon.
AUGGAUUUUCAGACAUAUCUGGAGGAGAAGCUUCUCGCCCGAUCUGCCGAGGGCAGAUGCAAACUACAAAAGAAUGGGCAGAGGGAUUUUUGUAUAUUUGAGGGACCACAAAAUAGAGCCCAAGGUAGGGAAAUUACCGCAUGGAAAAGAGGAGCAAUAGACAGGAGCAAAUGGCAAACAAGGGAGAAUCUGUGGAGAUAUUCUAAGGAAAUAUGUAUCGGAUUAGAAGCUUGGUGGGCAGCUUUAGAGCAGAAGGAUAUAAACGGAGAGGUCUUUUAUAAGUCAGCGUGUAAACCCAACCAGGCUAAGGGAGUAGCUCUAGGAAGGUUGGAUCCAGGGAGUUGUCAAAUAGAAAUCAAGAAAUUGAAGUGGAAUUCCUUGCAACACCAGGUACAGUUGAACACCUGGCAGAAGAAUCACAGAUAUCUAGGAAUCUGCAUGGAUAUAGUCUCAAUGAUCUUGGAGCAUUUCCAGAUGUAUAGUUCAGGUACAAGAGACUCGAACGUCUUGAAGAGGCAGAAUCCCUGUAAUGCCUUAUAUAAAUCUUUAGAAGAAUGGGGAGGUGCCGAAGUGGCACAGGGAGUCUUAGAGGGUUGGUAUACCGACAAUAAUCAAAAGCAGAAGUCUAGUAUAGGAUUCCUGAUGACUGGGACGGAUCUCUAUGAGGUCAUUAGUGACUUAUUUUAUGAUGAUGAUAAGGGGGAUAGAGGAGUAUCUUGUGAAUUCUCCAGAGCGUCGGGUUUAGAGAACAACCAAGAGCAAGGGGAGUAUGAACUAAGACUAAGUACGGGACUAAAUCUGGGCAAAUGUGAUCAACAGGGCUCCUUGUGUGGAGUAAUAGGCCAAAACCCACACAACGGAGAUAGGAAUCUCCCAGGAAGAACAGGGUACUUCCAAGAACCCACGGCAGGAAACCAAAAUAACAGUAGUCAACAGAAGCCGGCUCAGGUGUCAACCGAAAGGAUUAGUCAGGCAGGUCCUGAUAACAUCACCGAGUAUCUCAGAAAUCAAGAUCCAACCGGAUCAACCGUCGCAACCAAUAGUACUAUGGAGACGUAUGGGCCGUCCCCUUGGGGAAAGAUGGUGGGGGGGGUAGCUAGCAUUCUGGGAGGUAUCGGAUCAGCCUAUGGGAUCUACCGCAUAUUCAGGAAAAGAAGGGUGACAAGGAGCACCUCCAGCAAGCAACCAGGAAUCAUUUCGCGGAUAAAGUAUCAGUCCAGUUGA